Alligator sinensis (Chinese alligator) is the source of this 6533-nucleotide messenger RNA. RefSeq names its product pleckstrin homology like domain family B member 2 (gene PHLDB2). Gene Ontology annotation, biological process: regulation of microtubule cytoskeleton organization. The record is from RefSeq and is a predicted model, not a curated record. NCBI's taxonomy places the organism in Eukaryota, Metazoa, Chordata, Crocodylia, Alligatoridae. The coding region runs from base 62 to 4063 and encodes 1333 amino acids. Gene Ontology annotation, cellular component: basal cortex. The transcript is spliced from 19 exons.
GUCAGUAUUUACCUGGCUCAUUCAAGCUAUCUUUGUUUUAACCAUUGGAUAGAAGAAAAAUAUGAUGCCAAACCGAGGUAACUUCUCCUCUUUCCAGAGCAUUCAAACAGAUCCCAGUAAGAUUAUGGCAGAAUAUAGCCACAUACAAAACCAGAUGGAAUUACAAAAUGCUAGUUUAGGGAAAGGUUCUGUGGCAAAUUCCCUUGAAAACGAUCUCCAAGAUAUUAUGGAUAACCUCAGCUCAAAGAAAUAUUCAUCAAGCCUUAAAUUUAAAACAAAUGGGGAUUACGUUGGUUCCUACUUAACCCUGUCACAACCUGUGUCAACUAAAUCCAGUCCUUCAUCCAGUGUAAAAAAUAUGCAUUCUGCUACCAGAAUUCCAGGAGGUAAGCUGUUCUCUUGUGACAGCCCUUACUUUUCAGAAAAAAGUGUCUCUGUAAAGCCCAUGAGUUCCAUUUCAAGUACUUCUCCAUCCCUCAGUGGGUACAAUCUAGGAAGGAGCGACUUUGACAUUCAUGUCAACAGAGAAAACGAGAAAUCCUUUGGACAUGUGGAUCAAUUUCACUAUUCCAAGUAUAGUCAAAAAAAUAAAUCGUAUGACAACGUCUACUUCCCAGGAACACUGGACGGGAAGAAAAACUCAGGCUCUCUUCUUACAAUGUGGAAUGGAAGCUCAGGGAGUGAAAUGAUGCUUUCACCUGUUAGCACUUCAGGAGCAGCAAGCAUGCCUUCCAGCCCAAAGCAGGGCAGGAGGAUGAAUAUUCAAGAUAGUCUAAAUCUUCAUCCAAGACCAGUGAAACACAAGGAGGUGAUGACUGAAGCUUUGGGUUCAAGAGCUAGGAAAUAUUCUGGUGGGUCUCUUAGUCAUAUGGGAGUUUAUAGUCGUUCUCUGCCUAGACUGUACAAAUCGACAGAAAGCCAGCUGAUGCCAUUAAGUUUGCCACCAAGAAACUCUCUUGGUAACUCCAAGAGGAAAAAGCAUGGAGAAAAAGAUCUACCUCAAAGUGCACUAGAUGCUGAUAAUUACCUUAAUUUUUCUUCUUGCAGCUCAGGGGUUUCACCGUUUAUAAAUUCUGCGUCUGAUAAUAAUUCCUAUGUUAGCUCAGCUCUUUGUGUUCCUUCAAGCCCUAGGCUAGCUAAAAAAAUGCUUUUAGCAUCUUCUUCUUCAUAUGUUUCUGAUGAUUUUGAUAGACUUGGACUCUCAGGGACAAGCCCCAGUAACUCAUUCUCCCCUGUGGAUAUUGACAGAUCAUUCUCUGUCAGAAGAAACCUUUCCACUAGUUCCAUGGAGUUUGAUGAAACGGAGUUGGAAAGCUUCCGACAAACACCAACUUCUUUGCCCCCUUCCAUUCGAGAGAGAAAGAACAGUAUUAGUUCAGUAACUGGAAGAGAAGACCUAAUGGACUAUCACCGGAGACAGAGGGAAGAGAGGCUUCGAGAACAGGAGAUGGAACGACUGGAGCGACAACGACUGGAGACUAUCCUCAGUUUGUGUGCAGAAUACUCCAAACCUGAUAGUGACCCUGCUGCUGUUGCCACUGUUGCUGAUGUUCAGAAAAUUAACAAAGAACUUGAAAAACUUCAGCUGUCAGAUGAAGAUUCUGUAUUCGAAGAUUCUCAAAUUAAUCCAGAAACGAGAUUUAGAAACCACUUGAAAUUGUCAACAAGCGAUUCUGAUUUCUCAGAGUUGAGUAAUGUCAGUCGAAGUGCUGGCUCCUUCCUCUCGUCUAGAGGUAUUAGAGCUGAUGAACAUAUUGGUGAAAAUAUGAAAACUCCACCUUUAGUUUCUUCUGCUUUCCUGAAGGAUUCCAAUGAGUCUUCUUACCUAAGCAUCACACCAAAGACAUCAGAAUGCACAAGCAGUGAACAAAGAGGGCACGAACUUGGUCAGCUGGAGGAGGAGCGCAUAGCAGUAUUAAAUAAUUUGGAGGAACUUGAACAGAAGAUCAAAGAUUUAAAUGACCAGAUGGAUGAAUCUUCAAGAGAGCUGGAUAUGGAAUGUGCCCUUUUGGAUGGGGAACAGAAAUCUGAAACAACAGAACUUCUGAAAGAGAAGGAAAUAUUGGAUCAUCUAAACAGGAAGAUAGCUGAGCUGGAGAGAAAUGUUAUUGGCGAAAAGACAAAGGAAAAAAUAAAGCUUGAGGCUGAGAGGGAAAAACUAGAGAGGCUUCAGGAGCUUUACUCCGAGCAGAAGACCCAACUUGAUAAUUGCCCUGAGUCCAUGAGGGAGCAAUUACAGCAACAGCUCAAGAGGGAUGCUGAUCUGCUGGACAUAGAAAGCAAACACUUUGAAGACCUGGAGUUUCAGCAGCUUGAGCAUGAGAGUAGGUUAGAUGAGGAGAAGGAGAAUCUGACACAGCAGCUGCUGCGUGAAGUAGCUGAGUAUCAGCGCAGCAUUGUCAGUAGAAAGGAGAAGAUUUCUGCUCUCAAGAAGCAAGCUAAUCAUAUUGUCCAGCAAGCUCAGAGAGAACAGGAUCAUUUUGUAAAAGAAAAGAAUAAUUUAAUAAUGAUGCUGCAAAGGGAAAAAGAGAAUCUUUGUAAUCUGGAAAAGAAGUAUUCUGGACUUUCUGGAGGAAGAGGAUUUCCUGUCAGUCCAAGUAGUCUGAAAGAGGGUUAUAUCAGUGUAAGUGAAAUUAGUGAGCUGUAUGGCAAUUCCACGAAUAUACCCCCUUCCACUCAGCCCCCCACAGAUGCUGACGCUGUUGCUACCGAGCCUUCCACGGCUGUGCUGGUGAGCCAGCCACAAAAUAAAGAGCUAAGAUCACCUCUCUGUUCUGGAUUUGUGUUUCCUCACUCUCUUUCUCCUCGCUCUAUUGCUCAACUUCCAUCAGUCCAUUGGCCUGAGGUCAUGGUUACACAUGUAGAUCCUUUACCUUUAUCUGAUACACCUCCUCCUCUCCCAGCUAAGAAACACCGCAGGCAACCACAGCACUUUAGAAAUCUGGAAGAAAGAAAGAAACAGCACAAGGAAGGCAUGUAUAUGAGUGAUACUUUACCUCGCAAGAAAACUACUCCCUCUGUAUCGCCGCACUUCAAUAGUUCUACUCUUGGACGAAGUGUAAAUCCCAAAGGUCAUUUACCUCUAGGACAGAGCAACAGCUGUGGCAGUGUACUUCCUCACUGUCUGGCAACCAUGACCAAAGAGUCAGAACCAAGAAGAAUGCAUAAAGGGUAUAAUCAUCAACAUAUAUGUGAAGAACAAAGACAGAAGUCUCCUGAAUUCUACAGCAGAACUGCAUCUGAAUCUAAUGUGUAUUUAAAUAGUUUUCAUUACCCUGAUCACAGUUACAAGGAUCAUGCCUUUGAUACAUUAAGCUUAGAUAGUUCUGACAGUAUGGAGACCAGCAUAUCUGCAUGUUCACCUGAUAAUAUUUCCAGUGCCAGCACUUCAAAUGUUGCAAGAAUAGAAGAGAUGGAGAGACUUUUGAAACAAGCUCAUGCUGAAAAAAACAGACUGCUGGAAUCCAGGGAAAGGGAAAUGGAAGCUAAAAAAAGAGCACUGGAAGAAGAAAAACGUCGCAGAGAACAACUAGAGAAAAGAUUAGAAGAAGAAACUAGUCAGAGACAAAAAUUAAUUGAAAAAGAAGUCAAAAUACGUGAGAAACAAAGAGCACAGGCCCGUCCCUUAACUCGCUAUUUGCCAAUUAGAAAAGAAGACUUUGAUCUACGAAGUCACAUUGAAACAGCUGGACACAACAUUGAAACCUGUUACCACAUCUCAUUGACUGAGAAGACAUGCCGAGGCUUUUUGAUUAAGAUGGGAGGAAAAAUUAAAACAUGGAAAAAACGAUGGUUUGUUUUUGACAGAAACAAGAGAACAUUUUCAUAUUAUUCAGACAAACAUGAAACUAAAUUAAAAGGAGUAAUAUAUUUCCAAGCCAUUGAAGAAGUCUAUUAUGAUCACUUAAAGAAUGCUUAUAAGAGUCCUAAUCCACUACUCACUUUCAGUGUUAAGACACAUGACCGGAUAUAUUACAUGGUUGCCCCAACACCAGAAGCCAUGAGGAUAUGGAUGGAUGUAAUAGUUACAGGCGCAGAAGGCUACACACAUUUCAUGUUAUAAAAUCAAGUAACAGCUCAUUCAUGGGACAUACUGCAAUCAUCUUAUGCAUUUAGCCAUAUGCAGUCAAGUUUUGGUAUUUUUCACAAGUAUCCUCCCUAUGAUGUGCAUGCAAGCUCUGAAAAUGAAAGGGUUUAUGAACGCAUUGAAAAGGGGGACUGGUUGCUUACUUUAGUUGCUAAUUAUAGUAACAAAAGAACUGAAGUUGUAGAAGGUUCAUUGUGCACCCACAUGGAUAACCAAGUUGACUUAAACAUAGUGUUUUGAUUCAAUGGUUAUUUCUUACAAAUUCUCCUACACAGAAAGUGUGCUUAUAAACUCAUACUAAACAGUUUACAAAAUGGUUUGUGUGUGCUCAUUGAUAUGCAAAUGUUUUAGUAAUGGAACAGAAAGGUAUAAUAGCAUAUAUUUUAAUAUGCAGUAAUUGACAUUUAUAUGUGAUUAGCUGACUUUUUAAAUUUCUUUCACUUAAGUAUUUUUUUAAUAAAAAAGUAGCCCGACAGUACAUGCAGUUCUUACCUUAGUAGUUAAGUGUAUUACUACCAAACCAAAGAUAUUUACAUGAUUCCUCUUCAGGAAUGAUUUCAAAUUAUUAGCUGCGCUUUAGCUUUGUGUAGUGGAACAAUGCCAUUUUCCCUUAAAUUUUAAUAUAAUUCUAUUGUUACAGUAUUCUUAAAUUACCAGUGGCACAAACUGUAUGUAUAAAGCCACUUCAGCUCAGGAACAAAAAGCAGCAGUGUAACUUUUAUAGAACAAGGUAAAAUUGAGCUGAAACAAGAAUAUCAGCUAAACUAGAGGCUUUCUGAGCUCCACAUGCUGAAUACACUAUGUUGAUUCUUUGUCUGGAUCUUUAAGCAAUUUCGGUCUCAUACAACUAAGUCUUGCUAUCAAUAUGAUUCUAAUCCAAUGGUUCUCAACCUCCGUUAGACUCAAGGCACCACUCAGAAAAUGCCAGCUCUUACCUUUCACUAAUUUUUUGACUAUGGAAAAAUGACAAGCUCAAAGAACUUGGAUCACAACAGGUCAUCAUGUUUUUGGCACUAUGGAUUCCUGUGUGAAAACUCUGAGUUUAUCUUGUAAAACAUAUGUAGGUGUUUGCACACCCAACAGUACUAAUACUGUGCAGCACCCCUAAAAGCAGCUUAGAGCAUCCCAUGGUGCUACAACACCCUGCUUGAAAACACUAAUCUUAAAUGGCUUUUCUGGAUGCCUAUACACGUGCUUCGGAGUGGGAAGUAGGGUUUUAAUUAAAGUGGUUUCCGGAGAGCCGCUCUAACUAAAACACCUCACUGUCACGUGUAUUAACCCCCUGUACUUUUAAAAAUGGUUGUGGAACACUUUAUCUCAACCUCAUUUGACAAGGUUUAAAUAAAGCACCCCUACAGCCAUUGUAAAGCACAAAGGAGCUUAUACAUUUGACAGUGAGGCUACGCUGGAGCAUUCUAAUUAGAAUGUGGAACAGACUCGAUUAAUCAAGUCUGCUCUGAUGCAUUCUAAUUAGAAUGCAAACCAGUAUGUGUAUAGGCAGCAGCUUCUGUGCCUAAAUCUAAGCCAGUUGAACAUGAUGUGGUGACCUCGGUGAUACCAGUGGCUGAUUCUACUGAAGUCACUGCCUGAACUCUUAUUGACUUAAGUGAGGCAAGUAUUUUAAGGAGCAAAUUUUUCAAGGUAGGCGUUGGCUUAGAAUUUGGUUAUGUUAUACAGUAAGGUAGAGCUGAAAGGGGUCAAACCCUAAGUAUGUGCUAAGCAGUAAUAUAAACACAAAACUUAACUACGAAAAGUGACAACCCCCCCACUUUUUUUUAAACAAAAGAGGAUAAAAGGAUCUGUGUGUUAAACUGGAUACGUUCCUUGCAAAUAUUCUUCUAUUUUAAAUCUUUUUCUCACCCUUGAUAAUUGUUGUGUAACAAUAAAAUAUUAAUGAAUGGAACCUAAACUUAAAGGAAAUCUUUUAUAUAAUUUUAUGAAGUUUUUAGUAUUCUGGAUUUGUGUGCCAUAAUGAGCAUGUAAUUGAAGCAGACAGAAUAAUGCCCUACCUCCCUCCAAAAAAGAUAAUGGCAUUUGAUUAAGCAAAUUGAAAGCUGAAAGCAGAAAUAAAUAUGCUUACUCAAUAUAUUGAACGAUUUUAAACUUCAGUAUCUGGCAUAUACAGGUAUGAAAUAGUUUUUUGUGGUAUACACAGGUCACACAGUUCUAGAAGUAUAUUAUUAGAUGUGACAUGCACCAGAUUUGACUUGAUGCCUCCUGAAAGAUUGAAUUUAUCACAAAGGAUAAUGUUUCUCUUCUGUGCAGAUCACAACUACAAGAAUCUUGUAAUCUAAUGAGAUUAAAACAUAAAAACAAAAUCAGAAAUGAAUUACUUUGGUUUCUGUAAUUAUAUAUUUUUUUUCUGAUGUACCUUGAUUUUACUUCUAAGUAUGGUUACACAAGUUUUCUAACUGAGAUUUUUGUAUCCUGCAUGAUGCAAUGAAGA